Acipenser ruthenus (sterlet) is the source of this 1687-nucleotide messenger RNA. Its product is annotated as probable phosphatase phospho2. Lineage: Eukaryota; Metazoa; Chordata; Actinopteri; Acipenseriformes; Acipenseridae. The coding region runs from base 132 to 869 and encodes 245 amino acids. The transcript is spliced from 2 exons. Gene Ontology annotation, molecular function: phosphatase activity. The record is from RefSeq and is a predicted model, not a curated record.
AAAACAGAGGAUGGGGCGGAGCUAAGGUUGGGCACAGUCACGUGGUUUAUAUCUAGGAAGCGUUCUGUAAGUAUCAUUAAGCUUUGAGGAAGGAUAGUUUCUAAAACAAGAAUACUUGCUUCCAUCAGACAAUGAAGACUCUGUUGGUGUUUGACUUUGACCACACAGUGGUAGAUGAUAAUAGUGACACUUGGGUCGUUAAGUGCACUCCUGAGCAGGAUUUGCCAGACUGGCUCAAAAACACCUAUCAGAAAGGGCACUGGACUGAAUAUAUGGGAAGGGUUCUCUCUUACAUAGGAGAUCAAGGAAUCCGAGAAGAUGCAAUAAGAACUGUUAUGGAAACUAUGCCUUAUACAGCUGGGAUGAUUGAUCUUUUGAAGUUCAUCGGUCAAAACAAAGAAAGAUUGGACUGCAUAAUAAUUUCAGACUCCAACACAGUUUUCAUUGACUGGAUUUUACAUGCAGCUGGUGCUCAGUGUGCAGUCGACAGGGUUUUUACAAAUCCUGCACAUUUUGAUGACCGAGGUUACCUUGAUGUUCAGUGCUUCCAUUCUCAUUCCUGUGCACAAUGCCCUGUUAAUCUUUGCAAAAGAAAAGUACUGGAAGACUUUUUAGAGAGACAGUUAAUGGCGGGUGUGCAAUAUCAACUCACUGUUUACAUUGGUGAUGGAGGGAAUGACCUUUGCCCCGUUAAAAGCUUAAAGACAUCUGAUGUUGCUAUGCCCAGAAAGGGAUAUUCGUUGGACAGGCUGAUUUCUAAGUUAAAUGCAGGUGAUUCAAGACACCUUGAAUCUCGUGUUGUAGGCUGGUCAUCAGGUCUAGAUAUCCUCAAUGAGAUGAAUUCACUAAUGAAACAGUCAUGUUUGUAGUGCAGUUGUAAUUUUUGUCCUGUUUACAAAGCUUUAACUCAUGGGCCUUCCAAAAAAUAGUUUUCUUUAAAUAAAGUUUGUUAUAAAGAAAUUGCUUUAGACCGUUGUUAAGAAGCCCAUAACGGUCUACAACAGUUUCAUGGAUGCUAAACUCUAUUUUAUUCAUAAAUCAGCCAGAAUUUUUAGACCAUAGUAAUAUAUAUAUAAUAUAUAUAUUUAUUUAUUUAACAUAACACUCUUGUCUACUUAAGAAUGUGUUCAGUAAACAAUUCUGCAAUAGUCAUUGGAAUUUGCUAUAGUAAUUGGGAUCUGUAUGUAUUCACUCAUUAUUGAGAUUUUUAACUGUGUCAAAUCCACAUCUGAAUAUAAAGAGAUAUCUCUUUCACCCUUUCAAACUUUUCUAGCAAAUUAGCACAAAUGUAAUUAAAUUGUACCAAACAAGAGAUAUCACCUUGAAGUGAAAUAAUUAUAAGAUGGCUUGUUUGAGAAACAAGAAUAACAAUCAUAAUGAUAAUGAUAUUCUGUAUUUUAAAACCCUUUUUCUUGAAGAAUGUGUUUAAGCCUUGUGUCUUGUUCAUGAAAUGCUUGAAUGAGCCUCAGUUUAUAAUUGACAUGUAAAACAAAUAAAAAUACUGUAUAACUUUAAAUGUGCAGAGUUCUGUUUAUUACAUUAUGAUAUAACCCAAAAUGUUACAGCCAUAGCACUGCCCUAUAUAGGCAACUGACGUAUCAAUCAAUCAAUCAAUCAAUCAAUCAAUCUUUAUUUUAUAUAGCGCCUUUCAUAGUGGACCACCAUCACAAAGCACUUUACAAGAUAG